Molecule: messenger RNA, 1529 nt
Organism: Salvia hispanica
Lineage: Eukaryota; Viridiplantae; Streptophyta; Magnoliopsida; Lamiales; Lamiaceae
Product: homeobox protein ATH1-like
Biological process (GO): regulation of DNA-templated transcription
Molecular function (GO): DNA binding
Source: RefSeq, a predicted model, not a curated record
UUCACCUGAGAUAUCAUUUCUUCAUUGCAUAGGAUACCAAGGGUUACUCGAUAUGCAAACAGAUGCUGCAACGGGACCACAUGCCCCUGUUGCAGCAGAUGGGAGCUUGAUGCACUCGGCAUUGAGCUCCCCCAGUUACUCGGAUUUAGUGAACUGGCAUAUUCAGACCCGUAUCAUGGCGGGAAUUCCCCUGCCCCCAGCCUUCGGGGAGGACAAGGUCCCCUUAGGCUGUGUCGGGGACGGGCUUUGGACCACCGGGAAGUACAUUGAGGGGAUUAGUAGCAAUCCUAGUGCCUCUUACACCUUUCAAUCCCCCAAUGCUUGCGUGAGUUCGACGUUUGAGCCCGGGUUCGGAGGCCUUCCCUACGAUGCCAGCAGAAGAUGGGACUUCAACGGAGGCAUGCCUAGCCCGAUCAUGAUGAAUGAGUGGAUGUUGAUGGAGCACGAGAGGCUCAACCCUAAUCCCGUGCCUUCUCGUUUCAAAAAGGAGCUGUCGUUGAGCCUUGCAACGUCUCAUCCCCGCGUAGGAGGGGGUUCUGAGCUGAGCAGCUACUCAUCGUUGCACGUUGGAUCAGACAACACGUCGUGCAGCAGCAGCAAUGCAACGCAGCUGUCUGGAUCCUGUUUCUUCCAGCCAAUGCAGGAGAUACUUGCUGAGUUUGCCUGCUACGCGCUUGAAAACUGCAACGGAACGAGCCUUGGCUGCUCGGACUGGCUUGAACAUAACUCCGUCUCUCACAACAACAACAAUGAAUUCAAGAAAAGGCAUCUAAUGUCUUUACUUCAACUGGUCGAUGAUCAAUACAACCAAUGCAUAGACGAAAUCCACACGGUCGUCUCUGCAUUCCACGCUGUGACCGAGCUGGACCCUAACCUACACGCCCGGUUCACCCUCCCCACGGUCUCUGCCAUGUACAGAGGCCUUCGGGAGAGGAUCAGCAGCCACAUCUUGGCAAUGGGAGCAGCACGACGCGAUGAAGGAGAAAACAGUUCGUUCGAGACAACCUUCAUACAGAAGCAGUGGGCACUCCAGCACCUCAAGAAGAGGGAUCACCAGCUCUGGAGGCCUCAGAGAGGCCUCCCCGAGAGAUCCGUCUCCGUGCUCAGGGCAUGGAUGUUCCAGAACUUUCUACACCCGUAUCCAAACGAUGCGGAGAAGCACUUGCUAGCAUUGAAAAGUGGCCUAACAAGGAGCCAGGUAUCGAAUUGGUUUAUAAAUGCCCGCGUUCGCCUCUGGAAGCCGAUGAUAGAGGAAAUGUAUGCAGAGAUGAAUAGAAGGAAGGCCCCAAGAAACCAAGAAGAUGCCAGUGGCAUCGUCCACAGGAAGCUUCUGCGAUUUGAUAGCAGAAGAUUCGAUGUGGAUUAACGCAUACGACGAAGAUGAAGACGAAUGAAGAAGGUAUUUAACGUAAAUACUGCUAAAUGCCAUUUUUACAUCCAAAUUGUACAUGUUCUAGCUUUGGGAUCCAGUGUUUUGCUAUGAAAGAACAAACUAAGUUGUGGAAUCUCGAAUAAUAUUUCAGUUUCUA